UGCUCACUAUGCUCAGCCCUUCAAUCCCAGUCCACUAUUCCAAGACACAACCCACUUGUGUACUAUAAAGAUGAACACUAAACUAAAUACGCGUGCUGCGCGCAGUAUUCUAUCCGUUCUAAUUCUAUUUUCGCUGCCCAGUUUAUCUAUUUCACAAACGACUCAAAAUAUAAACGUCUUGGUUAUUAACGAAGAAAAUAAUGCGCUGGCGGAAAAAGCUUUUGAAGUUGCCAAGGAAUAUGUGAGGAGGAACCCAAGUUUGGGAUUAGCAGUGGAUCCAGUCAUAGUGGUCGGAAACCGUUCGGAUUCUAAAAGUUUUUUGGAGAAUGUUUGCAGGAAAUACAAUGACAUGCUUUUGGCGAAGAAAACGCCGCACGUUGUCCUAGAUUUCACAAUGACCGGGGUUGGUUCGGAGACCAUGAAGUCGUUUACUGCGGCACUGGCCCUGCCUACUAUUUCGGGCUCGUUUGGUCAAGCUGGUGAUUUAAGGCAAUGGCGCUCCCUUGACGCCAAUCAGACGAAAUUUUUACUGCAAAUAAUGCCCCCAGCCGAUAUCCUACCUGAAUCCGUCAGGGCAAUCGUAUCAAAACAAGAUAUAACUAAUGCUGCGAUAAUUUUUGAUGAACUAUUUGUGAUGGAUCACAAGUACAAAUCCCUCCUGCAGAACAUUCCGACACGCCACGUAAUUACACCAGUAAAAAGUUUUAAUAAAGAGGACAUAAAAAACCAGCUGAGAAGUUUACGAGAGUUGGACAUUGUCAACUUUUUCGUCAUCGGCAGUUUGAGGACGAUAAAAAAUGUUCUAGAUGCAGCGGAUGAGAAUCAAUAUUUUGGAAGAAAAACGGCUUGGUUUGCGUUGUCAUUGGACAAAGGAGACAUAACUUGUGGGUGUAAAGAUGCUACAAUCGUGUAUAUGCGACCGACGCCAGACGCAAAGAGCAGGGAUCGUUUGGGAAAAAUCAAAACAACGUACAGCAUGAAUGGGGAGCCUGAAAUUACCUCAGCUUUUUACUUCGACUUGUCUCUACGCACAUUUUUAACUAUAAAAUCACUCCUGGACUCUGGCAAGUGGCCAAAUGACAUGAAAUAUAUUACAUGUGACGAUUACGACGGCAAGAAUACUCCUAACAGGACCUUGGACCUUCGAAAUGCAUUUCAAGAGGUGAAAGAAACACCAACAUAUGCGCCAUUUUUUAUACCGGAGGAUGAUCCUAUGAAUGGCAGGAGUUAUAUGGAGUUUAAUACGGAUUUGUCGGCUGUGACAGUCAAAGAUGGGGCUUCAAUAGGGAGCCGGUCAUUAGGGUCUUGGAAGGCUGGUCUAUCGAACCCCCUGUCUUUGACUGACCCGGACAACAUGAGCGAUUACUCCGCGCAGCUUGUGUACAGAGUCGUGACGGUGGAGCAACAACCUUUUAUAAUCAAAGAUGACGAAGCACCUAAAGGUUUCAAAGGGUACUGCAUCGAUUUAAUUGAAGAAAUCCGACAAAUCGUCAAGUUUGAUUACGAAAUCGUGAUGGCCCCGGACGGAAACUUUGGUACUAUGGACGAAAACGGUAACUGGAACGGAAUCAUCAAGGAACUGAUCGAGAAAAGGGCAGAUAUAGGUCUGACGUCAAUGUCCGUGAUGGCCGAGAGAGAGAACGUUGUAGAUUUCACAGUUCCGUACUAUGAUUUAGUUGGGAUAACCAUACUGAUGAAAUUACCAAGGACGCCGACUUCUCUUUUCAAAUUUUUGACGGUUUUGGAGAAUGACGUCUGGCUCUCAAUAUUAUCGGCGUAUUUUUUUACAAGUUUCCUCAUGUGGGUAUUCGACAAAUGGAGUCCUUACAGUUACCAAAACAACCGGGACAAGUAUAAAGACGAUGAAGAGAAGAGGGAGUUCACCCUCAAGGAGUGUCUAUGGUUCUGCAUGACGUCAUUGACACCUCAGGGCGGAGGGGAAGCCCCCAAAAACCUAUCGGGAAGACUUCUUGCAGCCACGUGGUGGCUCUUUGGCUUCAUCAUCAUCGCAUCCUACACGGCUAACUUGGCCGCCUUCCUCACGGUAUCCAGACUGGACACGCCCAUAGAAUCCCUGGACGAUCUCUCCAAGCAGUACAAGAUACAGUAUGCACCACUCAAUGGCUCAUCGGCCAUGACGUACUUUGAGAGGAUGGCUAAUAUCGAGGUUAGGUUCUACGAGAUUUGGAAGGAAAUGAGUCUAAACGACAGCCUGAGCGACGUGGAGCGAGCGAAAUUGGCUGUUUGGGAUUAUCCUGUCAGCGACAAGUACAGUAAGAUGUGGCAGGCUAUGAAAGAGGCUGGGCUACCUAACUCCAUCGAGGAGGCUGUGCAAAGAGUGAGGGAUUCAAAAAGUUCUAGUGAAGGGUUCGCGUGGUUGGGAGACGCCACUGACGUGAGGUAUCAUGUGUUGACGAGCUGUGACCUGCAAAUGGUUGGAGACGAGUUUUCAAGGAAACCGUACGCGAUUGCUGUACAACAAGGGUCGCCGUUGAAGGACCAGUUCAACAACGCAAUCCUGCAACUCCUAAACAAGCGCAAGCUGGAGAAACUGAAGGAAAACUGGUGGAACAACAACCCGAACGCCAUGAAGUGUGAGAAACAGGACGACCAGUCUGACGGCAUCUCCAUACAAAACAUCGGUGGUGUGUUCAUAGUAAUCUUCAUGGGUAUGGGCCUGGCCUGCGUCACACUCGGGGUAGAGUACUGGUGGUACAAGUGGAGGAAGCGCUCUGUCAUCGGGGACGUCACUCAGGUGGAGCCGGCAAAAACGUCAAGAAACAACGAAAGCAUUGGAAUACGCAAAGGCGAAGGAUUUUCUUUCAGGUCUAAGAAUCUAGGUCUUUCCAACCUUAAGUCUAGAUUCUAACUAUGAAAUCUACUGAAAUGAUCUCAAUAAGUGAUAAUUAUAUUAUGUAAACGAAGGUAUUUUUUACGUUUUUGAAUGAACUAUGUGUGUAUUAGGUUCUGCUCCUUAAAUGUAAUGCAAGUGUGUGGAAUGCAAUAAUAAAAAAUGUGGCACAAUUUAUUUUUAUGUUAGUGGUAUACGAAACGCUGGUAAAUUA
This is a messenger RNA of Plodia interpunctella (Indianmeal moth), 3065 nucleotides long. It is a transcript of the gene Ir25a, whose product is annotated as Ionotropic receptor 25a. Lineage: Eukaryota; Metazoa; Arthropoda; Insecta; Lepidoptera; Pyralidae. The record is from RefSeq and is a predicted model, not a curated record. Gene Ontology annotation, molecular function: glutamate receptor activity; transmitter-gated monoatomic ion channel activity involved in regulation of postsynaptic membrane potential. Bases 71 to 2869 code for a protein of 932 amino acids. The transcript is spliced from 13 exons. Gene Ontology annotation, biological process: modulation of chemical synaptic transmission; synaptic transmission, glutamatergic; monoatomic ion transport. Gene Ontology annotation, cellular component: postsynaptic density membrane; plasma membrane.